GAUGGAAAUUUCCACUCAGUCUCCUUGCUUGUUAAAUGGGAAGGGUCUCGAACUCUUGUCUCCACACGUCCGCCUCCUCCUCCGCCUGCUACAGCUGUCCGCCACACUGAAACACUAUUAGGUUUUUUCUAACGGCAUCUAGCAGAAGAAGUUGAGGAAGAAGCACAGCACCGCCCUGUGAUCUGUAAAAACUGAAAUACCGAAAGCCGAACUACUCUGACUCUCGCCCUGCUGUGCACCACUAUGCCGGGAGCUGUGGACCGUAUGGAGCUAAGGAAAGUCUCCACAGAGGGGGAUGAUGACAGCACGGACAGCCUGACCGAUGACCGCUACACGGAGCCUAUUGACUCUGAGAAGGCUACCAUCGACAGCCAGUUUAUGGAUGACAAUGAUGACGCAGAAAGCCAGAAGUUCCUGUCAAAUGGAAUAAUGAAGAAGAAGAAAUAUGAGGAAUAUCAUGAAGAAUAUCAUCCUGGUCACACCUCCUUUGGGAUGUCUGUUUUCAACUUGAGCAACGCCAUCAUGGGCAGCGGCAUCCUAGGCCUGUCAUUCGCCAUGGCAAACACUGGCAUCGUGCUCUUUACAGUCCUCCUCGUUGGUGUGGCCAUCCUCUCCUUAUACUCUGUACAUCUGCUUCUUAUGACAGCUAAAGAAGGAGGAUCCCUCAUCUAUGAGAAGCUUGGAGAGAGAGCAUUUGGUUGGCCUGGGAAAAUGGCAGCAUUUGGAUCCAUUAUUAUGCAGAAUAUUGGAGCCAUGUCCAGCUACCUCUUUAUUGUCAAGUAUGAGCUGCCUGAAGUGAUCCGAGCCUUCUUGGGUUUGGAGGAGAUCACUGGUGAAUGGUACCUGAACGGGAACUACCUGGUGGUCUUUGUGUCAAUCGGAAUCAUUCUGCCUUUGUCUCUCCUUAAAAAUCUGGGUUACCUUGGCUACACCAGCGGCUUUUCUCUGUCCUGCAUGGUCUUCUUCCUUGGUGUGGUGAUCUACAAGAAGACCCAGCUGCCCUGCCCUCUUCCUUUCUUUUACCACCACUCGUCCAACCUCAGCAUGAAUGCCUCAGUCAUGCCCGGGUUAUACCCGCCAAUAAACAGCUCAGCACACAUGGAUUUCUCCCGCGCCGACGUUUCCCCGGCGGUGCUCGGCAGCCACGACGCUCAUCACUCCACCGGCAUCCAUGUUGAGCCCCACCCCGACGAUGAGGAGAUGUGCACGCCCAAAUACUUUGUCUUCAACUCACAGACGGCUUACACUGUCCCCAUCCUGGCCUUCGCUUUUGUCUGCCACCCUGAGGUCCUGCCUAUCUACAGUGAAUUAAAAGAUCGCACCCGGAAAAAGAUGCAGAAUGUCUCCAACCUGUCCAUCCUCACUAUGCUCGUCAUGUACAUGCUGUCAGCACUGUUCGGCUACCUCACCUUUUAUGAUAACGUGGAGGCUGAGUUGCUCCACACCUUCACUAAGGUGUAUAAGUUUGACACCAUGUUGUUGCUGGUGCGUUUGGCUGUUCUCACUGCUGUCACUCUGACGGUCCCCAUCGUGCUGUUCCCUAUCCGCUCCUCCAUCACCACGCUGCUGUUCAGCGGACGAGAGUUCAGCUGGCUUCGCCACAUGCUGAUUGCCGCCGCCAUCUUGGCCUUCAACAACAUGUUGGUCAUCUUCGUCCCCACCAUCAGGGACAUCUUCGGCUUCAUUGGUUCCUCUGCAGCCACUAUGCUCAUCUUUAUCCUACCUGCUGCCUUUUACCUCCGCCUGGUAAAAUCUUUGCCGUUCCGCUCCCCGCAAAAGAUCGGGGCGACCAUCUUCCUAAUCGUGGGAAUCAUCUUCAUGAUUGGCAGCUUGACACUCAUUGUCCUCGACUGGAUCCACAACCCCCCCGGCUCCAGCGGAGGUCACUAAGUUCCCCCUUCCCUUCUUAGUGCAGCAGACCCCCUCCACCACCACCACCACCACCCCAUCCACUUCAGCUGGCCCAACAUCUGGGAAGAGGGUUAAUCAUUUGUUCUUUUCUUCAAAUCUCUAUCAUCAAUCAUAAAACCUUAACAUAUGAACAUUAAGUGCUGCACUGAGUUAAGACAUCUUCAGUUUCCCCCCAAAGAAUAUCACUGGAGGGAGAUUUUUUUGCUCGGUUACUUUUCUUCUUUUUGCUGUAAAGAUCUGGAUGUGGCACAACACAAACUAGAAUCGUCAAAAUCCGGAGAGGGAACUGGUUUAACAUGUCAUCAAGAGAACGGUCAUCCUCCACAUUAUUUCUAGCUCUGAAGAAACAAGAUCAAACUGUGCAGCCCUCACCUGAAGCAGAUCUGUGAACUGUGAUUUGCAGGGCUGGAAAGACGAUGCAGGUCUCCGAGUUCUCUGUGCACUUGAAGGAGACAUUUGGAGGUGGAGUUUUGUCGUUCUCCAUGAAACAAGGAGCACUUCUAGCAUUACGUUUCACUUUGUGUGUAGAGCUAACACACACGCACAUAUAGACACAUUAAAACAUCUACAUUUGUAUUUUCAUGCAACUAUCCAUGAAAAAUUCCUAAAAUUAACAAAGCAGUUGGCUCAUCUCAAACAACGGUUGAGACGGUUUGAACAAUCGGUCACUGAAUUCAAUCAUGUAGAACUUUUUUAUUAUUAUUUUGCUGCUCUGCUACAUGUUAACAAUCAGAAGCGUUGCCAAAGUCUACAUGCACAUACAGUUUAAGCUGAGCGGUCCAGAUUGGUUGAGCUUCCAAGUUUUAUGCUCUCAAGGAUUUUCAUCCUGGCUGUGUACACGAAGCAAAGAGAUGCUUUCAGUAUUACUGUUACACAGGGAUCUGAACAUGCAAGGUAUCAAUGUACAUCAUUUAAGUGUGUCUACUGAAAAAAGAGUGUUGUACACAUUGCCACAUACAGUCUUUUCCUUCAGGUUGUAUGAAGCGUUAAGUGAACGUUAAGUGAUCACUUCCAACAUGCAGUAUAUACACAGUAUAGACACUUGCUGGAAUAAUUUGUUAGGCACUUGAAAUAGGGCUAGAUAUCUAGGUAUAGAAAACAAUAGGUUUAUAUAUUUUUUAUAAGUAAUUGGCAAAACGAUUUUCAAUACAUAGUUUGAGAAAAUGCAAUUGGACAAUUCAAAAGUCAACCAAAAGAGCCAAAUAUGAAAGAGUUCAUUUCAUCAUAAUAUAUUAUCAACUUGUGCCAUACUAUCCUUAUCACUACAAAAAGAAUACACACUCUCCCAAGAUGUAAUUUUGGCAAGGCCUUAUUUUUAAUUUUUAACGUGAUUCUGUCCAAAUCAGCUAAAAAGAAUAGUUUGACAUUCUGGAGAAUACACUAAUUGGCUUUCUUGUAGAUGAGUAGAUUUAUACCACUCAUGUCUGUACACUAAAUGUAUAAGCUAAUGUUACAGGCAGCGGGCAAUUAGCUUGGCAUUGGGACUUGAAAAAUAGGAAAACAGCUAGCUAGCUCUCCAUGGAACUACAGCUUGAGGUUUUUACAUUUCAAACACACAAAUUAAAUUAAUGCAAAAUAAUGUUUGAAUUUCAAAGCAUUAGGAGGUGCUGACUGUUGAAUUUCACUUUUAACUGAGCCAGGCUACCUGUUUUCCUACACUUUUAGCCUUUGUACUAGCUAACCGUCUUUAGGUGCUAGCUUCAUCUUUAGCAUACAAACAUUAGAGUGGUAUUAAUCUGUGCAAUGAAUUCAAUUUUUUUAUCAUUACUCUUAAGAGUGUUGAUUUGGAAUAAGUUGGACAAUAAACAAAACAAUAUCACACACGUCAUGAGUUCUGUUACACAGAGGCUAACCUAAGUAUUGAUACUUACAUUAGCUCGUGGAGACGUGACCAAUUUGUCUUUUCAAAGUUAAGGAAAGAAAAAUCUUUUGAUCAGAUAACUUUCUUAAAUUCGGUGUGAUUUGUAUCUUAACGCAUGGGUUAGUUCAUCUGUUUUGUCGACAAGAAGGUUCAAUAUUAAUCUAUUUAGAUUUCUAAGUAGUGACAUAAUCUCGGUGUUC
Messenger RNA from Centropristis striata (black sea bass), 3972 nucleotides. It is a transcript of the gene slc38a4, whose product is annotated as solute carrier family 38 member 4. Lineage: Eukaryota; Metazoa; Chordata; Actinopteri; Perciformes; Serranidae. Bases 244 to 1890 code for a protein of 548 amino acids. Gene Ontology annotation, molecular function: amino acid transmembrane transporter activity. Gene Ontology annotation, biological process: amino acid transmembrane transport. The transcript has 16 exons. The record is from RefSeq and is a predicted model, not a curated record.